This is a messenger RNA of Fusarium venenatum, 2229 nucleotides long. Its product is annotated as nucleotide-diphospho-sugar transferase. Lineage: Eukaryota; Fungi; Ascomycota; Sordariomycetes; Hypocreales; Nectriaceae. The record is from RefSeq and is a predicted model, not a curated record. Gene Ontology annotation, molecular function: glycosyltransferase activity. Gene Ontology annotation, cellular component: cytoplasm.
AUGGCUGCUCAAGCUACCAAAGGCGAGCAGAUCUAUGCUACGCUUCUUCUGAGCGAUUCAUAUCUUCCUGGCGCACUCGUCCUCGCUCACUCUCUUCGCGAUGCCGGAGCCACUCGCAAGUUGGCAGUCUUGGUUACACUCGAUUCUGUAUCGGAAGAGUCCAUUACACAACUCAAGGAGGUCUACGACUAUGUCUUCCCUGUUCCACGCAUUCGCAAUGACCACCCAGCCAACCUGUACCUGAUGAACCGUAGCGAUCUUCACUCAGCCUUUACCAAGAUCAACCUUUGGAAACUCACCCAUUUCUCCAAAAUCGUCUACAUUGACGCUGAUGUCGUCGCAUACCGAGCUCCUGAAGAGCUUUUCGACAUAUCUCACCCCUUUGCUGCGGCUCCAGAUAUUGGUUGGCCAGAUCUGUUCAACACUGGUGUAAUGGUUUUGGAUCCCAACAUGGGAGACUUCUAUGCUAUGACUGCCAUGGCUGAGAGGGGCAUCUCUUUUGACGGUGCCGAUCAGGGCCUGAUCAACAUGCACUUUGGCCAACAAUACCAUCGCUUGAGCUUCACCUACAACGUCACGCCAUCUGCACAUUACCAGUACGUCCCCGCCUACCGACACUUUCAGUCCAGUAUCAACAUGGUUCACUUCAUUGGCGCAAACAAACCGUGGUUUACCGGCCGAGACGCACCCUCCGGCAGUGGCCCCUUUAGCGAAAUGAUAGGACGAUGGUGGGCUGUCUACGACAGACACUAUCGACACCAGGAAUCCGAUUCCGCCACCCAGUAUGUUCAAUACUUUACCAAGGGAGAAUGGCGUCCCCAGUCAGUUCAAGAGCAACCUACUUCCGAUGAACAACACCAACCUGAUGAUCACAGCUCGACUUCCACCGAACAACAACAACAUGGUGAGCAGCAAGUCGAAGAUCAUCAGCAACAAGACGAAAAAUCUCAUGACGAACUUCCAGGCUCCAGUACAACUCACGACGAACACCGCCGACCCCAGGGAAUCAUGAUGCAUGAUUGGGAUGCUCAAAGAUACCCCCCUCCCUCCGGUUCGAAGCCCGAAGCGAUGAACUUCCCUCUCACUCAUUAUGAAAUGUCCCGUGACACUGCACCGUUUGUUCCUCCCCAGCGUUACCCGAGUCCACCAAAGAACAUGUGGUACGAAGUACCAAAGGAGAGGCCGGGUUCCCGGUCAAAGGCUGCUCCGGAGAUCUUUCCCUGGGAACGAAAUCAACCUCGACCCACGAGAACUUUUGCAGGAGAGCCUGAGCCAGAACCAGAACCAAGUCCUGAAGAGUCUGGUACACAACUGUCGGUAAAAACUGAAGGCCUUACAGAAUCCGGAUCCGAAACAAAGACCCAAUCUACCGCAUCUACCCCUACAGUACAGGUUACGCCAUCCAACCCUUGGACGUCUUACACACGCACAAAUGCUUGGGACGAAGUGCCUGCUAUCGAACGGUAUGUUGACCGUCUACACGGCGGCGGUCAUCGACGUGGUAAGAGUUCGACCUCCUCAACAGGUCGCGUAAAAAGCCCGACAACCGGUGCGUGGCAGGAUGACCAGAGCAGUUCCAAGCUGCGAGGUCUGAAGCUCACCGAUUUUCCCAGUGCUGUAGAACGCCCUAGCUUGCCAGUUACUCCGGCCCCGGUCCACCGAAAUUCCUUCUUUGCAGAUGACGACGCCGAAAAUGAAGACGAAACAACGAAAAAGCUUCCUGAAGCCGAAGGCGUUCCGACGCAGUCCGACUGGGUAUGUGUGCAUGGAAGACGUUGGGGACCUACAGACUGCCUGUGCGAGGUGACUGACUUGAUCCUACAACACCAGGAUCCGAUCGAACAACUCCAGAAAUUGGCCAAGCAGCAAUCGGAUGUAUUGCUUAAGAGAUUGGGUAGUGAUCAAGAAGUAGGAGGAGUGAGUCGCGAGAUACCAACACGCCCGUUGCCCUUUGGUUCGGGAGAUGGAAAGUCACCUACUUAUGUUGCGUCAUCCGCCUCAGGUGUGUUAAGCCCACAGCCGAUGAAAGGCGAAAGAUCAGCAGGCAUUUUGCGCGAUAUGAGCAGUGGCCGUCUCGACCCCGAGUCAACUUUAACCUCGCAACCGUCAACGAUACCCCAACCCAGUUACUCCGGACCCGGCGCCGCAUGGGAGAAGGGCGAAGAUACACCGCAGUACGAAACGCCCUUACCGCCUAAGGAAGAUGAAUUGGAUGCCCUUAACGCCUAG